Molecule: messenger RNA, 861 nt
Organism: Parathielavia appendiculata
Lineage: Eukaryota; Fungi; Ascomycota; Sordariomycetes; Sordariales; Chaetomiaceae
Exons: 1
Coding region: 99-563 (154 amino acids)
Source: RefSeq, a predicted model, not a curated record
UACUCGGUUUUCAAGGUGGAGGCCCCGAGUGUGGUAUUGUGCCCUUACUACGGAGUUGCUGCUGUGUCCUUGGAGUUGCACCGGUACGCAUUUGGACCAUGGGGCACGGAAGUUGGGCCGGCUGGGAGAUCUCCCGCAGCCCCCUGCCGACCUUGCUUGCUUGGCUUUCGGCUUCAAGAGGCGGCACGCCUUUUGGUUGCCGGUUGCUUGCCGCCCCUGCCCCCCGCACAUUUCCAAGGAUUUCCCAAGCCUACAUGGCGGGCUCGGCAGAUCUUGUUUCUUUGUCUUCUGUUGUCCUUAAGGUUCGUGCUUGUCUGACAUGGCGGCGUAUACGGGCUAGCUGGUUCUCAUUUGUUAUAUUUCUAUUUUUUUUUUCCGUUUCUUCUUUCUUCAGGAGUGUUUCACAACGUUCGGGAACUCCAGACCAAGGCCGGGUAUCUCUCGAUUCACCUGUUCUGGUGGACUGCCGCCCCUCUGAUGGGUGUCCAGCACGACAUGAAGAGCGCGGCAAUUCCAGAUUCCCAGCUCCUAGGUUGGUUGGCGUGCUGCCGCGCUUUUGCUGAGGCGGGGGAUCCUGAAGUCCGGGUUAAACGGUAUCCUUGCGGGUUGGCCGUCCCGGGCCCGAACGGAUGUUAUCGUUCAUUUUACUCGCUUGACGACUUACAGAGCAAGUGCUCGCUCGUCUCGUUUGUGUUCGGCUAUCGGUCCGGCUGGUGGUUUGCCGCUCCGCUCGCUUUACCAUAAAACCAGGAAAGUCUCCUGGCAGUUCAUACUAUGGCCGUGUCAGAGUGGUCGUUGUCUGGUCCAAGGGUUUGCGAGGAUCAGACAGCAACCUUGGUGUCGUGUCAUAUUUCCUGAGCU